CCGCGGCCUCGCCGCACGGCGGCUCGCCCGCGCCGGCACGCGGCGGGGGGGCCGAGGCGGCGGCGCUACGCGAGGAGCUGGCGGCGCUGGAGAGCGCGCUGCUGGAGAGCUGCAUGAGGAGCUGACUGGAGCUCAGCGGGAGCCGGCCCAGGCGGGCUUGUGGCAGCGCCGGUACGAGGAGGCGCAGCGGAGGGGCGACGCGCACGAGCUGGCGCUGCGCGAGCUGCGGUUGGAGGGCGAGGGGCGGGGCAGGGAGGCCACGCUGCUGCAGCAGUACCUGCGGAAGCUGGAGGACGAGGCCAGCAUCCGUGACGAGCAGCGGAGGCGGCUGCUGCAGGACGCAGAGCAGCUCUCGGAGAAGCUGCGCUUCUCCGAGGCGGCCAGGCGGCGGCUGGAGGCGCAGAUGCACGAGCUGGAGGACGGCUUCGCCCGCUGCGUGGGCCGCAUCACGCGCGCGCGGGCCGCCGGGGUGGUGAACGCGUCCCUCGGCGACGACAAGCCCGUGGCGCGCUUCGCGGUGCUCCGCGCGGCCGAGGCGGACGACGGGGCCGCCGUGCUGGAGUUUUUUGAGGAGCCGGACUCGGCGUGGGAGAUAACGUCGCUGGACCUCUCGCCGGAGGCGGGCCCCGCGGGCGAGGCGGCGCGGGCGAUCGUGGAGGAUCAGGGGGCGGCGGCCUGCUGCUGAGGGCCGCCGGUGGGGGCGGCACAGCGAGGCUGCACUGCGGCAGCAGCGAGGAGUUCGUCUCGGGGUGGUCGGGGGCCCUGCGGACGUUCGGGCACCUGCGGGGCGGCAUCGACGGCGGCGUCGCCGCGGCGGCCGCCCGGGCCGGCCCCGAGGCGGAGGCCGGCGGCCGGCACGCUUGAGAGUUCGCCCCUUCCUGCUUCGGCGUCCACGCCCUCGGACCCCCCGGAGGGCUCCAGGAGUCGGGAGAAAGUCGUGGUCCACGUCCAUGUCCAUGUCCAGCAGGCCGCGGUCUCCUCCAGGUCCUGCUGCGGCUACUGCCGCUCCUCCUCCUCCUCCGUCUUCUCUGCCCAUGUUUUGCGCCUCUGGUCCUCGUCUUGGUCCUCCUCCCUCCUCCCUCCUGCUCACCUCCCAGGUCGGCAGCUCAGGCUGGCUGCUGUGGGUGUGGGUUGUUGGGUCGUGUGCAGCUCAGGCAGCUCAGGCUGUUGUGUUGCGUACAGUGUGGUUUCAGUGGUUGAUGCUAGCAAAAUCCUUCCAACCCUGAGGUGCGGUCGUCGUCCACGUCGGGGCCCGCCGUGAAAACCAGCGCGGCAUCCACCCUCCUGUCCUUUAGUGUCCCCCAAACAGCAGUCGGCGCCAGUAGUGCAGAACGGCUCAUCCUUACCUCCCCCUUCCCCUCCCUCUCCUAGCUCCCCUUCCCCCCAUCUUUCUGUUUCGCCUGCAGCCAAAGCCCA
Prorocentrum cordatum is the source of this 1416-nucleotide messenger RNA. The record is from the annotation of a GenBank genome assembly. Lineage: Eukaryota; Dinophyceae; Prorocentrales; Prorocentraceae.